AUGGCAUCAAAGAUCACAUUUUUAUUUCUCCUUGCUCUCGUUAUCUCUUGUGCAAUGAUGGUGAGUGUUCCGACAGCAGAAGCUCAGGUUUUUCUUCCUUGCAAAACAACUAAAGAUUGUGAAUACCUCCACUGCUCGAGUGGGACAGGUCAAUGCGUAAAAAGUCAGUGCCGAUGUAGCGGCUCAUUGACUCGUAAAGUUAAAAUUGACAACUUUAAAACGACGAGUUAUGCUCAGACGUGCAAGGUGACGAGUGAUUGCGACCCUAAUAUGAAAGCUUCAUGUGUCUCAGGAUCUUAUAUGUGUUUCAAUGGCUUAUGUACUUGUACUCAUUAA
This is a messenger RNA of Raphanus sativus (radish), 336 nucleotides long. RefSeq names its product defensin-like protein 295. Lineage: Eukaryota; Viridiplantae; Streptophyta; Magnoliopsida; Brassicales; Brassicaceae. The record is from RefSeq and is a predicted model, not a curated record. The transcript has 2 exons. The coding region runs from base 1 to 336 and encodes 111 amino acids.